AUGUCACUAGGCGCUGUGCGAGUUCCUCUCGACUUCUUGGAGUUCCCGGACCGGAGGCAGAUCAGCUUCAAAGUGCGGGAAAGACUUGGGAGAGUGUUUAGAAAUUUGUCUAAAGCGGGCGCCACCGAGGUUCGCAUACCCUGUACCGUGGAAGAAGGGAAGUUCAGACAGAUUCUAGCGCGAUUGGGGCUCUCCGCCGAUCAGCUCCGUGGAACUCGGCGGAGGGGACAGAGGGACUUGCCUCUUCUUACCGGAGUUACAUUGUCGUGCCUCUACGGCGACUAUCUUGUUGCGGCGGCCAAGGGGAACAAGGAGACUUCACUGAUCGUUCAUCUGUUCUCUGCGGAUCUGCUCGAUCCACUGCUCGAACUCAUUUCCGCGUUGUCCUAUGAGCCACAAAAAUCGAAUGGAGAGCUGUACCAGAAGAUCGUAGAGAGCUACCGCCGCGAUGAGGUCAUAUACGCACUCUGCAUGGGAUCUCUUACGGGGGGAUUUAGUAUGUGCACGGUGGGUCACCGAGAGCAGCUGCACAAGGAAUUACCCUCAGCGAUCAGUCCACCAUCCGGUAUCUUGACCGGAAGUUGA
Molecule: messenger RNA, 585 nt
Organism: Canariomyces notabilis
Lineage: Eukaryota; Fungi; Ascomycota; Sordariomycetes; Sordariales; Chaetomiaceae
Exons: 2
Coding region: 1-585 (194 amino acids)
Source: RefSeq, a predicted model, not a curated record